AGAUGACAUGCAGCCGCUUUUAUUUGGAGGCAACCAAGUACUCCUUUUUUCCUCUUCGCACCCCAUUCUCUCUUUCUCUCUCUUCUCAUGAAGAUUGAGAACUCCAUUUUCAUUACUCUUUACAUUUUAUAAAAUUCCCAUUUUUUUUUUCUAUUUUUAUAUCUUCAUCUAAAAAUCCCACCAUUAAAGUAUCAAUCUUUAUUUAUUUUGACUCCAUGAAGAAAUGAUAAUCCAUUGUUGUGGCCUUUUUUCUGAUCCUUGUGCAAAAAAAGAAGUUAAAGCAUCAGUCAAUAAAUGUUGGUUUGGUGACCUGCUACCUAGCUUGUGAUUGAUUGUAAAAACAGUUAUGGAUUCUUCUUUUGAGGGGGCUGUGCUUGAUCCAGUGAAAUGCAGUAAGUUGAGUAUGGAGGAGAGAAGAGAAAUUGUGUAUGAAUUAGCAAAGUGGUCUGGUGGUGCUGCAGAAAUGCUACAAUCUUGGAGUCGUCAAGAUAUUUUGCAAAUCUUGUGCUCCGAGAUGGGGAAGGAGAGGAAGUAUACUGGUUUGACAAAGUUGAAGAUCAUAGAGCACCUCCUUAAAGUAGUUUCUGAAAAGAUUUUAGUUGACCACGACAAUGGAGUCCAUGAACAACAGUCUUCACCUUCAAUGGCGCAGAAGGUUCCAAAGAAGCCUAGGAAGCCUGAUAAUCCUUCUCGUUUUCUUGUUUCUGCUACCAAUACCUCAGCGUGCAACAGUGACAAUGAUUUUGACUCAUCCACAUAUUGCAAAAAUUCUGCUUGCAAGGCCAGAAUGAGCAAGGAGGACGUGUUUUGCAAGAGGUGCACGUGCUGUAUUUGUCACAAAUAUGACGACAACAAGGAUCCUAGCUUAUGGCUGACCUGUUGCUCAGAGCCUCCUUUUCUAGGAGAUUCGUGUAACAUGUCGUGUCAUCUGGAAUGUGCUAUUAAACAUGACCGGUCCGGCAUUGCUAGAAAUGGGCUUGUAUCGCAGUUGGAUGGUAGUUUUUAUUGCAUCUCUUGUGGGAAGAUGAAUGAUUUGAUGAGCUGUUGGAGAAAACAACUAAUAAUUGCAAAGGAAACAAGACGGGUGGAUAUCCUAUGUUAUCGUAUCUCCCUGAGCCAGAAGCUGCUGGCCGGAACAAAAAAAUAUCAGAAGCCUUCUGAUGUCGUUGAUGAUGCCAUUAAAUUGCUUGAAGGUGAAGUAGGUACUCUAACUGGUGUUCCUGUUAAGAUGGGUAGAGGGAUUGUUAACAGACUAUCAUCAGGUCAAGAAGUUCAGAGACUCUGUGGUUCUGCUGUGGAGUUGUUUGAGUCAAUGUAUCAUCAAACGCCAUUGCACCUAGGCAACAACAUCUCUCCAGCACUGGCUAUUCCAAGAACAAUAACUUCUAGUAUAAUCAAAGUUGAAGCCAUUAAUGCAACAUCUAUCACUGUCAUCUUGGGUCCUGAUAAUUCUUUAUCAGAAAAGAAUGUGGGUUACUCGUUGUGGCAUCACAAGGCUAUUGACAGAAAAGAAUUAGAACACCCUACUUGUACAUUGUUUCCUCCACAAACCAGGUUCAUAGUCUCGGGUCUUUCUCCAGCAACAGAAUACAUUUUCAAGGCUAUCUCCUUCAAUAACACUAAAGAGUUGAGCUCGUCUGAAGUCAGACUAACUACGACCAUUUCUACUGAUGAUGUUGUCAAGUGUUCAACAUUCGAAAGAGUUCAGAGCCCAGCAACCAACUGCAGCACUCUUUCUAAUCCGUCUUCUGUGGAAGAUGAAACCAAUAAUAUUGCACCCUGCAGUAAUUUAAAUGAGAACAAAGCAGAGAAUUAUUUCAAUUGCAGUAACAGUCAGAACCCUUCUUGUGCAUCAGAUGAGGAAAAUGUGACAGGUAAUGCCGUAAAAUUUGAAAUGAAACGCUCAACAGAUGGUCAACUAGGUGAAGCAAUGAGCACCGAUGAAUCAAACGACCACCCUGAGAAGACUAAUACGCCUUGUGUGAGACCUGAAACUAGCUUGCCAAUAACUCCUUCCCGACAAGAAAGUUCAAAAGAAGGCACCAUUAAAAAGGGGCCCCUGAAAUCCCGUAUCAAAGAUCAAGAUGACGGGUUGGAUAAGGAAGGAGCAAAGGAGAGACGUUCAUCCAAGAAAAGAAAAGAGAUAGAAAAUGAGGAAUGUGUUGGAGACGGCCCUUUGGGAAGUCAGUUAGAGUACUGCAUCAAGGUAAUUCGCUGUCUCGAAUGUGAUGGUCAUAUUGACAAAAGCUUCAGGCAGAAGUUUUUAACUUGGUACAGCAUUAGGGCAACACCACAAGAAACUAGAAUUGUUAAGGCCUUUGUUGAUACCCUCCUUGAUGACCCAGCAUCCCUCUCAGAGCAGCUCCAAGAUACAUUCGAAGAGAUAAUUUCGAGCAAGAGGUUGUCCGUUGUUCCCCCCGGCUUUUGCUUGAAGCUUUGGCAUUGAUCUGUACUGAUCAAAGGGUCUUGGUCUGAGGAUCACUCAUUAAUUUUUGACCUUGAGCCCCAAAAUGGAAGGUCUCGGUCAAUACUAAUUCUUUUAGACCUUUAGGAGCAUGCUACCAUUCAGCAUUUCCUGUACCCUUAUUAUUACUAUUUAUCAUUAUUAACAGCCAUUCUUCAUUGAUAACUAUUAACAACAUUUGUCGACCAUUCAAUAUUUAUCAUCAUUUGCCAUCA
Molecule: messenger RNA, 2679 nt
Organism: Beta vulgaris subsp. vulgaris (sugar beet)
Lineage: Eukaryota; Viridiplantae; Streptophyta; Magnoliopsida; Caryophyllales; Amaranthaceae
Product: VIN3-like protein 2
Exons: 5
Coding region: 347-2446 (699 amino acids)
Biological process (GO): epigenetic regulation of gene expression; vernalization response
Molecular function (GO): protein binding
Source: RefSeq, a predicted model, not a curated record